UCAAAACCCAUCCAAAUCCACAUUCAACCAAAAUCCCCUGUUCUUCUUUAUAGUUCGGAAACUAGCAGAGUAAGAGAGAAAAAACACAACAAAAAAAAAAAAGAGGAAAAAAUGGAGGGCAAAGAAGAAGAUGUGAGAGUAGGAGCAAACAGGUUCAGAGAGAGACAACCAAUUGGAACAGCAGCACAAACCCCAGACGCCAAGGAUUACAUAGAGCCACCCCCAGCUCCUCUCAUCGAGCCAGGAGAGAUAUUUUCAUGGUCGUUUUACAGAGCAGGCAUAGCAGAGUUCGUUGCCACUUUCUUGUUCCUUUACAUUACAAUCUUAACGGUAAUGGGUGUUUCAAAAUCUCCAUCCAAAUGCUCUACUGUUGGUAUCCAAGGCAUUGCUUGGGCUUUCGGUGGAAUGAUCUUCGCUCUUGUUUAUUGUACUGCUGGGAUUUCAGGGGGUCAUAUUAAUCCGGCGGUGACAUUUGGGCUGUUCUUGGCGAGGAAAUUGUCGCUGACGAGGACGGUGUUUUACAUAAUAAUGCAGUGUUUGGGAGCCAUUUGCGGUGCUGCUGUGGUUAAAGGUUUCGAAAAAAGCCAGUAUGAGGUACUAGGUGGUGGUGCUAACAGUGUCAACGCUGGAUAUAGCAAAGGUAGUGGGCUUGGAGCUGAGAUUGUUGGCACUUUUGUUCUUGUAUACACUGUUUUCUCUGCAACUGAUGCCAAGAGAAACGCCCGAGACUCUCAUGUUCCUAUUUUGGCACCGCUUCCUAUUGGGUUUGCAGUGUUUCUUGUUCAUUUGGCAACAAUUCCUGUCACUGGAACUGGUAUUAACCCGGCUAGGAGUCUUGGGGCAGCUCUCAUUUACGACAAAGAGCAUGUUUGGGACGAGCAUUGGAUAUUCUGGGUUGGACCUUUCAUUGGGGCAGCUCUGGCGGCUUUGUACCAUCAGAUUGUGAUAAGGGCAAUUCCAUUCAAGUCUAAUUAGGCAUCCAUGGAAUUAUUUCUCAGCCAAAAAAAAAAAACAAAAUGAUGGAUUUGAAUUUGAUGAGCAAGUUCUUGGUAUCCGGAAGAGGAUGCUAAUGUUAAUCAUUCCAAGUUCUGUGUUUUCUGAUGGAGUGUUUUUUUUUUCUUUUUUUUUUUUUUCCCUGUUUUUCUAUUUUGUGUUAUGUAAAUUGGGCAAGCGAAGAAGAUGAUGGUGGGUGUGAUGGGUUUUUUUGUCACCGAAUUCCACCUCUAAAUAUUGGGUUUUCCUAUCCUUUAUGUAAUCUAAAAGGUCACCUACUUUUUCUAUUAGAAAUAAGUUACUUAUUUUAUGUUUAAAA
This is a messenger RNA of Ziziphus jujuba (common jujube), 1312 nucleotides long. RefSeq names its product probable aquaporin PIP1-4. The transcript has 4 exons. The record is from RefSeq and is a predicted model, not a curated record. Lineage: Eukaryota; Viridiplantae; Streptophyta; Magnoliopsida; Rosales; Rhamnaceae. Gene Ontology annotation, molecular function: water channel activity. Gene Ontology annotation, cellular component: plasmodesma; plasma membrane; vacuole. Gene Ontology annotation, biological process: transmembrane transport; response to water deprivation. Bases 112 to 975 code for a protein of 287 amino acids.